Molecule: messenger RNA, 951 nt
Organism: Limulus polyphemus (Atlantic horseshoe crab)
Lineage: Eukaryota; Metazoa; Arthropoda; Merostomata; Xiphosura; Limulidae
Product: 40S ribosomal protein S12, mitochondrial-like
Exons: 4
Coding region: 310-948 (212 amino acids)
Biological process (GO): translation
Cellular component (GO): small ribosomal subunit; ribosome
Molecular function (GO): structural constituent of ribosome
Source: RefSeq, a predicted model, not a curated record
AGAGGGCACUGUAUUCUGACUGGGUUUUCAUGCUUGUAAUGUAAAACUGUUGUGGAGUUUUAACUUUGAAUUUUAUGAACAUUUAUAUAAGUUACAGAAUAUGUGUUAACUGUGUUAUACCUUCUGCUUAUUUAUAGUUAUUCUCCAAAAGUCUGUUCCUGGAUUGAGAAGAAACAAUGUUUCUGUGCUACAUGUAAGCAAGUCUUUACAGUUUUUGAAGGAACUCGUUUGAUUUGAAAAGGACAGAAGCAUUGGACUUUGUGUUGUUAUACUUAACCAGAGAGUGACACAUUUAUUGUAAGGUUUAUUAUGGCACUUUAUCAGUCCAUGUUUGGUUGCUUGAAGUCAUUCUUCAGAUGUGUUGGUCGGACAACUUCUAGUAAGAUUUCAGGAGUUUUUCCAUCAUCUUCAUCUCUGACGAUCCCUUCUGCAGUAACCUUGUCUUCGUAUAGAUUUUAUCAGCCUUGUUUUCUUUUUAACUCCGGAAUCUGCACAUCAGAUUUUUUUUGGAAAAGUGCACCAGGUUUUUCGUUUAAAUCUUCGCUUUUUUUAACUCCUCUAUUGGCCCCCCCAAGACAAAGCCAGCCUUCUGCUGGGACUGUACGAAUGAGAACAACAUUACUCCGUUUACAUAAAAAUGGGCCACAUAUCAAGAAGCGGAAGAAAAAGCGCCCUCUAGAUGGAAGACCACAAAUGAAAGGGGUGGUUUUAAAAACACUGAUAAAAAAACCGAAAAAACCAAACUCUGCGAACAGGAAGUGCGUUUUGCUCCGACUGUCUAAUGGCCGAGAAGCUGUGGCUUACGUACCUGGAGAAGGCCACAACCUCCAAGAACACAACAUCGUGUUGGUCAGGUGUGGUCGCUGCCGGGAUGUUCCAGGUGUCAAGUUAAAAGUUAUUCGCGGAAAAUACGAUUGUGCUCAUGUGGUAAAGCGUAGCCAAGUAUAACAA